GAGUUCAGUACUGGAUGCUCUCAUAGGGUUGUGUGGAACAAGUUGCACGAGUUUGGAUAUCAACAUGUCUGCAAUGAACAGUGAGCAGGUACAUCGGUCAACCUUGGAGAUUUACUCGAGCUUGAUGGAUGAGUUCAACCCAGGCCUGCAAAAUCUCGUAUCACUAGGACACAGCUACGUCCGAGCUUUUCAAGCUCUGGCUGUAAAAAGUGAGGCUUACUUCACUGCACUUUCACAGAUGGGUGAGCAGGCCUUCCACUCCACGUCCUCGCGUUCCAUCGGAGAUGUUCUGAUUCAGAUGGCUGAGAGCCAAAAGAAACUCACCUUGGAGCUGGAGGAUGUAUUCAGAUGGUUCAAUGAAGACAUUCUUCAGGAGAUGGACAAUAACGUUAGACUCGACAAAGAUUACAUAUCAGGCAGCAGAAAAGAAUAUGAGAGGAGUGUCUACAGUCAGGCAGCAAGUAUGGACAGACAGCUGAGGCGUGGUGCUACGCAGGACGGUGCUGAGCAUUUGCAGUUCCUUCGGCAAAGAUACAGCGAGGCUCUAAAGGAGGAAGAGAGAAGAUAUCGCUUCCUGGCUGAGAAACACUGCGGCCUCAUCCAGUCCAUGUCCCGCCUCAUGAAUAAGAAUGGAGGUUCUCUCCACCAGAAGGCUGAGUACUGGAGAGAGGAGGUAAACGCCACCAGAGGAUCGGAUGCCACACGGCCGCCUGGCCCCGAGAUCAAUGCACAGAUAAGACAUGAAAACUGGAAGAACAGAGAAGAGCAGCCUCUCGGCAAAAUACCAUCAAGAGCCCCGUCCCCCCAGGGAAGCAUAUACCGUUCUACCGGUGAAUCGACGGGGGGUGCGGGAAGAUCGGUGAGGGCCAGGGUGGCCCAUCAGCCCGUUGGCUCCAAUCCAACCCUGCUGCACUUUGCCAGGGGAGAGACCAUCACCGUGCUGGUCCAGCAGCCCAAAAACGGCUGGCUGUACGGCCGUGCGGCGGGCAAUAAUUCACGUCAGGGAUGGUUCCCCGCCUCCUACGUGGAAGACGCGGAUGACCCUCCGAUGCGAGCUGAUUCGGGUCCCGCUCUCCGGGGAGGAAGCAGCAGCAGUGUGAGCAGCCGCUCGGACACAGCAGGAACAAACACGCCACCGCCGCCUCCUCCACCUCUGCUAUCGCAAUCCUCAAAUAGAUACUCUCAGAUGCAAACGGGCACACCUGACAGGGGGACGCAGCCUCAUCCAGAAAAAAAGCAAUCCCAGCCACAAAGCUCAAAACCAGAACUCUUUCCGAGGGGCACAAACCCAUUUGCAACAGUUAAGUUGAAACCUACAUCCACGAAUGACAGGUCAGCGCCUCGUCUUUAUCGCUAAUGUCAUUUUAUUUAAAAAAAAAAUAAUAAUGAAUUAUGUUUGAUGAUUCUCCACUCGUGAUGCAGUUCCUUUUGCAGCGGUCGAUAUUCAAUUUUUUUUUCCUAUUCUGCUCAGACUUGUACGUUGGCAUUCUAGUUUUUCUUGUUAGCAAAAUGGUAUUGUCAGUCGUUAUCCAUGUUCUUAAACAGGACUAGAAUUCUUUCUCCAGCAUUGUACUUAUUUUUUUCGGUCGGGUAAAUAUGAACCAAUGUACUUUACCACUAAUAACCAGCAGGGGGCAUCACCACUGUCCUAGCAACAAGUAUACUUUUUCCCAAUCUUUGGCUAAAUUUCAUAUUUGAGGGAUUUUGUUUUGUUUGUAUUGAGCAUUAUCAUUAUAUGUUUGAAAUGCUCAGCCUUCAAAUUUUAAUUCUUUUAAAAUCUCCAGGCUUGAUGCCAAUGAACUCUCAGUUUUUCUGUUUUAUUUAGUAGUGUUCAUUGCCGUUGCACUAUGGCUCUGCCUUGCGUCUCUGUAUGUUCUCACCUAAAUAGCAAUUGGACAAACCAAACUCUGCCAAAGGUUAAUGAAAGUUCUAAGAAGUUGCUUAAAAUCUUAAAUAUCUACACAGUCUGGAAUGUAAAAGUGUAAUAAUGAGAUCGUUUUUGUAUA
Syngnathoides biaculeatus (alligator pipefish) is the source of this 2006-nucleotide messenger RNA. RefSeq names its product BAR/IMD domain containing adaptor protein 2 like 2a (gene baiap2l2a). Gene Ontology annotation, biological process: actin crosslink formation; positive regulation of actin filament polymerization; actin filament bundle assembly. Gene Ontology annotation, molecular function: protein binding. Lineage: Eukaryota; Metazoa; Chordata; Actinopteri; Syngnathiformes; Syngnathidae. The transcript is spliced from 14 exons. The coding region runs from base 65 to 1357 and encodes 430 amino acids. Gene Ontology annotation, cellular component: cytosol; nucleoplasm. The record is from RefSeq and is a predicted model, not a curated record.